This is a messenger RNA of Macroventuria anomochaeta, 1186 nucleotides long. Its product is annotated as S-adenosyl-L-methionine-dependent methyltransferase. The record is from RefSeq and is a predicted model, not a curated record. Bases 212 to 1075 code for a protein of 287 amino acids. NCBI's taxonomy places the organism in Eukaryota, Fungi, Ascomycota, Dothideomycetes, Pleosporales, Didymellaceae. The transcript is spliced from 2 exons.
GCUUAACAAACGACCAGAGUAGAAGAAGGAAUACAGUCAGAUCCAUGUGAGAUGGUCGCCGAAGUUGGAAAAUAGGCAAGAUCCGUUCGGACCUGACCGGUCGGACAUGUGCUGCUGCGAUUGACAUAUAUAUUGGCUUACGCAAGUGAGAUGGCCCAGCCAAGGUCUCCUCAAGCCCCUCAAGGCCACUCUUCGCUGUUGUUCUCGCAAAAUGACAUCCUCAACCUCAGUCUCUAAGACAGGCUUGAACAACGACAAUGUCAUCUUCGCUGCCAACGAAAGCGAGGUCAAACGUCUAGACAAGCAACACAAGGUCGUGUAUGCCGCAAUGCCACAGCUAGUCCUUGCGCCCAUCGAUCUCAGCCAAGGAGGCUACCGUAUCUUGGAUCAGGCUACCGGAAGCGGAAUAUGGAUCCGCGACGUACGCCAGGCAGCCGGUAGUGCCUCGAACACGUGGGUAGGCACCGACAUCGAAGACAGCUACUUUCCCCGAGAUCCACCCUCGGACACUUCGUAUCACCACCAAUCGAUGACCGAGCCGUGGCCAGUAGAUUGGCAAGGCACAUUUGACUUGGUGCACUCCCGCAUGGCGCUACCGGGUGUUGGUCUCAACCCCCUCGAAGAGGUGGUCAAGAGUCUGAUCGGCUUGGCGAAGCCUGGUGGUUGGAUCCAGCUAGUUGAGAUGGAGUGGGAAGGUUGGGAGGCCGGGCCGGCUUUACAGCUGUUUCAUGACGCUAUGAAGCAACUUGUGAGUAUGGUGACGAACGGACAAGGAGUGGACAUGCGAGAACGCUUGAUCGUGAUGUUCAAUAAGGCAGGCCUAGUCGACGUAGGGUACAGGAUUAUCGAUGUACCGUUGGGUACAAAAGCGAAAGAGGAGGUACAGGAGACGAGCCUGCAAAGCAUGUUUGCGACAGCUUCAUUUGCGACGGAUACACUGAAGAAGCUGCCGCCCAUCGAAAUUGCUGGCGAGGAGUUGGAUUCGAUACCGUCGAAGCUAGUGGAGGAGCUGCGAGAGAUUGGCGGAGGGUUCAAGCUCUUCACUUUGUGGGCUCAGAAGCCAUCCAGUGCCUGAGAGGUGAAAAGCCUUCCCUUUAACUCAAUAUGCAGAGAUGGUGGAUCGCCCGGAGUCGCUUGUACGCUUUAAGGGCACUAGUAUGCAUCUCGAUGGUGUGAUUGUCUUGUU